Ictalurus punctatus (channel catfish) is the source of this 2797-nucleotide messenger RNA. It is a transcript of the gene znf346, whose product is annotated as zinc finger protein 346. The record is from RefSeq and is a predicted model, not a curated record. Gene Ontology annotation, molecular function: nucleic acid binding; zinc ion binding. The coding region runs from base 1 to 876 and encodes 291 amino acids. The transcript has 7 exons. Lineage: Eukaryota; Metazoa; Chordata; Actinopteri; Siluriformes; Ictaluridae.
AUGGCGACCCGAGGACCGAAUGGAGAUUUUCCUUAUUUACCUUCGGGGGCAGCGGAGGUGAACCGACUGAUCCAGGAAAAUGGCGACCUGUUUUCCGAGUCGCAGUGUAAAGUGUGCAACGCUGUCCUCAUUUCAGAGUCACAAAAACUCGCACAUUACCAGAGCAAGAAGCAUGCAAGCAAAGUCCGACGCUACAUGGCCACCCAUGAAGACGAACCCUUUGCCAAGAGAUUCAAACCCUCAUCACAUGAUGCUGAAAGUGGCGAAGUGUUGCAGAAUGAAGGGGACAAAUACAAAUCCUGCGAAGUGUGCAACAUGAGCUUUUCCUCUCCAGUGGUGGCUCAAUCUCAUUACCAAGGCAAAGUUCACGCCAAGAAUAUUAGAUUCGGAAAAGGCCUCGGAGUACAGACACCUGCCACACCUCAACCCGUUGCUCAAGUGAAGAAGUUGGAUGGACAGACCGGCGAAGGACGAGGCUCCGAUGAUCACGACCCCAACCGCUUCUGCACCAUCUGUCAGGCUUCCUUCAACAACCCAGUGAUGGCGCAACAACACUACAGCGGCAAGAAGCACAAAAAACACCUGACCAAGCAGAAACUGAUUGAGACCUUCGGGCCUUCCACCGCUCCAGCCUCUACAGUAAAGGGCUACCCGUGUACCAUGUGUAAUAUCGAGCUCAAUUCGGUGGAACAGUACCAGGCUCAUAUCAGCGGCGCCAAACACAAGAACCACGUUCGACUCAAGGAAGGUGGGAACUCAACGGUGAGCCCCCUGGGGAAAAAACCGCCGGUCUAUCUGUAUGGCUAUAACCAGGAGCAGGAAGCCGAGGAGGACUGGGGCAGUUUAAAGCAGGACUAUGAGUCAGGAGGAAUGUAAGGCUUCGGCGCCCUUCGACACGUUCACGACGAGCUGCUCCUGUUCAAGCGAAGGCAACGUCUCCCUUCACGACGCCACCAGAUUCCGCUCUAACAUCGCUCGUUAUUCUGUAUGGUGUAUCGUUCUCACUCAGAGGUAGAUGAGUGAACACCGCUAACCUCCAUACUGUUAUUAUUAUUAUUAUUUUUUUUACAAGUAUUUAAAUGAGUGUAAUCUUAUAGUAAUGCGUUAGAUAAAUAGUCAUUACACAACAUUGUGUAACGACUGAAAUUAUUCCUGGAGGGAACAACAACAGCAACAGUUUGUUUUUGUUUUUCUCCCCCCCCCCACCCUCCCUGCUUUGCUUUGGUCUUCUAAGACUGGAGAUGUGUAAGACCUAAACUAUUUAAUAAUAAUAAUAAUAAAAAACCCUGUAUCCUUUCCGGUUACUCCUGAGCUUUGUAGUAAUCUAAUCUCUGUAUUUUUUUUUUGUUUGUUUGUUUUUUUUAAAAGAGUGAAGAUUAGUUUCCUGAUCUUUCUAUGUUUCCAUAUUCAAUGUGAAGUCAUUACCUUAUUUGCCCAGUAGAGGGAAGUAGAUAGCUUUUUGUUUGUUUGAUUUUAAGUAUAAUUUUUGGUGUUUUAGUUAUGUGUUUCGUUAUCGUACGUGCUUGGCGCAUACUCCUGGAUGUCGCGGCGCACAGUGUUGGACCCGCAGGUCAAAACCGAGCUACAGUUUGUGUUGCUCAACUGCAUAACUUUUUAAAUACGUUUCUAUCCUAUUUUGUACAGGACUCCGCUGAUGACGUCCGUGCUUAAAGAGAAAAAAAUAAUUGCAUGACCACGACGAGGGAAGAAGAAACUUAAGUGCGGCUACGUAUUGUAUAUACGUUGUUUUUUUGUUUGUUUGUUUUUUAAGGAAACUACAACAUGCUUGGAUGGAAAAGCUGCCGUUCGUCCGUAUCAGUUACGAUUAAUAAAUAAAUAAAUACAAAAGAAUUUCACGCGCGCAACUUAUCGUUAAGCACUGCACCAUUUUCCUAGAAGAGAACGGACGUUAUGCACAAGUCGUUUGUUUAGAGGUGUAACAGUCGAUUUUUUAAAAUUUAUUUUCCUUCUUCUUCCCUUCUUACUUUUACAGAUAACCUGGAAUGUAUGUAAGACUCGAUUUAAAAAAAAAAAGUCCUUAAUCAUUUUAUAGAUACGUUAAUUAAUUACUGAGUCACUGUAAAUCCUGUGGGCGGGGCUUUACGGACAUUAGGCUUGCUGCCGUAGUCGUCUUUACCGGUGUUACAUGGUGUUCACACACCGAUUACAUCACUUGCCCACCGCGGCACCGCCCCCACUGUCGUUUUGCCUUUUUAUAGUAAUAAAAAUCAUUCCGUUGGGUUAGUGAACGGACGCUACGAUUAAAAACCGAACACGUCUGCUCAAUUCAGCACGAGCCGAAUGAGUCGGAGUCGCAGCACCGAUCAGCAGGAGUCCGAUUUCACUUAUCACCAUCGUUAAGAAUAAUAAUGACCCCCCCCCACCACCACCACCAUUCACGCAAUUACGAACACGGGCGGGAACUUGAUGACGCAAAUUGUAAAUUACGGAGCCGAGACGGUCAUCGUUUAUGUUUCCCGUCCGAGAUUAUUGCUAGAUUCGCACCGUACCUCCAGACCCGAGUGUUCGGAUGUUUGUAGGAUGUAUAUUUAUAUGGAAUGAUCACUGUAACCACCUCAUGAACUGAUUUAGAUUUUUCCACUUAGGGUCAAGGUCACAGCAAGGUCAAAGGUCUGAAAUAGUUUUUUUUUAUUGAAUCGCUUCCUUCCUGUUUUGAAGUAUAUUUUAAAGGAUCGAACAUGUGCGCAGCAGAGGCAUCCCUGUCGAGUUCUCCUUGUUUAUUUUAGAUGUUGUGUAUAUAGUAAUAAUAAUUGCUAAUAAAUUGUCCAUGUGAACA